UGCCCGCUGCCGGCACCUGUUGUGCUACGGAGACUCCUUCCCCCCGUUCUCUCGGUGUCUCUGUCAUCCCUCCCGCCCCGGGACGGACGAUGCGGGCCGCGGUGCUUAUGGCUGUGCUGGCCGCGCUGGCAGCGAGCCGUGCGGCCGCCGGAUCGUCGCCCAACGCCACGGAGCCACAGCGGCACGAGGAGCGGGAGCCCGGGAGUCGCGAGGGCGAGCCCGUGCCGGGUCCUGACUACGAGGAGGAUGAGGAGGAGGACGAGGAGGCGCCGCCCGUCCACCAGUACAUCGUGGAUGACUUGAUCCGAGUUGAACCUGUGGUUAAACCCAAGCCAGCCAAGAGGGGGGGAGAGAAGAAUGCUGGCAAAUCAAGAAGGAAGAAAAACAGAGGGAAAAACAAGAAGAAAGGGACUCCUUGUGAAAUGGAAUACAAAAACUUUUGCAUCCAUGGGGAAUGCAUUUACCGAGAACAUCUCCAGAUGGUGACCUGCAAGUGUCAUCAGGAUUUUUUUGGUGAGCGCUGUGGUGAACAGUUCAUGAAGACUCAAAGGAAGAAUGAUGUGGCAGACUACUCAAAGACUGUGUUGGUAGUGGUAGCUGUCCUGCUCUCAAGCGUCAGCUUCAUUACUGUACUUAUCAUUGUGAUAGUGCAGGUCAGGAAAAAGUGUCCUCAGUAUGAAGAGAAAGAAGAAAGGAAAAAACUCCGACAAGAGAACAGAAAUGGCCAUGUUGGUGUGUAAAUGGGGAGAAAGCAGAACAAUUCUCAAGUGGCCAUUGCCAAGCUGCGGGGUACCUCUGGCUACCUGACACAUCCACCUGGACACUGUGGGCUGGAGCUGUUGCCACUCAGCCCUGAUUCAUCAAGAGAGAGGCUGCUGCAAGGAGAUGUCAACAGGCCACUUGCUGCUGAAUCACUUGCUGAGGAGACCAGUUAUCACUGCAUCUCGGCACAACGAUAUGGAAGGAGCUGGCUCUGUGGGGGACAGGACCUGCUGUCACAACCUGCUAGAGACUGCUGCUGAGCCUUCUUUCUGUGCAGAGCUCCGGUCACGGCUGUUGUGUGGAUGGACUUUGUUCUCUUAGCAAGUCUCCUUUGGCAGCUCUAACUCUAAGGGGGAUAACCUGUUGCUACUUUGAGGAAUGGAUGGAAGGGAGAGAAUUCCCUUCCUUCCCUCUACCAAAGUGAAAAAGGGAAGAGGUUGGGAUGGCUUCUCUCCCUUGAUCUCAGUGGAUGAAAAACCUGGUUCUGUUAUCACCGUGCUCCCUGUCCAUAUUGGCUUCCGAGAGCUUCGCCUGUAGUUGUGACUUGCAGGGCGUUGGUGACAGAUCUCUGUCAGCCUCAGCUGGGUUCUGUUACUGUGUGUGUGGAAGUGAUCCCUCCGAGUUCUGUCGGACUCGUGGUGUGAGUGGAGCUAUCCAUUUGCGUGUGUGCUAGCCCAAGUUGAAAUUAGUCUCCUCAGGACGCUGAGGCAGUAGAUGCAAGACCUGAGGCUUUGCAUCUAAAGGAAAAGAUCCAUGCUCAAACCAACUGAUAAGGCUGGACCCAUCUCUCCUAAAAACAAAGCUACUUCUGUUAAACAGAUACUUGUUGCUGCUUUAAGCAGUGCUUAAAUAUAAAAUGCUUCACGUCAGAUCCCAUCCGUUGAACUUGACUAAGAACCUGUUCCUUUGGAGAAUUUAAUUCAGGCACUGAUGCUUUGCAAGCAGUGGUCUCUUGUGCU
Molecule: messenger RNA, 1721 nt
Organism: Poecile atricapillus (Black-capped chickadee)
Lineage: Eukaryota; Metazoa; Chordata; Aves; Passeriformes; Paridae
Gene: AREG
Product: amphiregulin
Exons: 6
Coding region: 90-740 (216 amino acids)
Biological process (GO): epidermal growth factor receptor signaling pathway; positive regulation of cell population proliferation; positive regulation of mitotic nuclear division
Source: RefSeq, a predicted model, not a curated record